Messenger RNA from Pisolithus orientalis, 1466 nucleotides. RefSeq lists its product as uncharacterized. NCBI's taxonomy places the organism in Eukaryota, Fungi, Basidiomycota, Agaricomycetes, Boletales, Pisolithaceae. The record is from RefSeq and is a predicted model, not a curated record. The transcript has 3 exons. The coding region runs from base 1 to 1335 and encodes 444 amino acids.
AUGGUCCUCAAAAUGCUUGGAGCCGCCGUCAACACGCUGCUUCCUCCAAAGUACUACGUGCAUGCGUGUUUGUCUGUCCUCUUGAUCGUUGUCGUUCACGCCCUUGCCCAAGGGCGUCGCACGAACCGCGAGCGCGACAUGCACGCUCGGGUCGUCCUGGUCACCGGUGGUUUCACGCCUCUUGGAUUGACCCUACUGCAGAAUCUCGCCGAACGGGGAGCGCAUAUCAUCGCCCUCGCUCCAAAACCCAUCGACGACCCGGAAAUAGAGAUCCUCAUAUCACUGCUGCGUUCGACGACCAACAACGAACAAGUGUACGCAGAAGAGUGUGAUCUUACCUCUCCGACCUCGAUUCGCUCAUUUUGCACUCGGUUCCUAACAGGAAAGGAGAAUAGAAUAGACGCGAUCGUAUUUGCGCACGAAUACCCGCAUAUUGGAUCGUUUUUAGCCUUCGAAGACCCUGUCAAACUUGGGAAGCGUCGACAAGAGGCGUCUUUGGCCACUUUUUUGAUUCUGACCCUCUUACUCCCAGUCCUGUUGGUUGCUCCUGCCGAGCGGGACAUCCGUAUCAUUAAUGUAGUGAAUCCGUUCUAUUCUGCUGCUGCAGUAACGUAUUCACCCUCCCAAGUACCCCCCGCGGCAUCGUCGAUAUUUCAGCAGGAGGGACGGAGGUCCCUCCAAACGAUUAUCUUCACGCGUCACUUGCAGCGUGUACUGGAUGCUCUGCCUUCGGGAGGACCACCGCCUGGAACGGAUGGACACACUGUUCAUGUUGUCAGCGGAAAGGUGCAAAAAUCUAACAUCGUCGCCGUGUCCGUGUGCCCCGGUAUCAGCCGUUCAGAUAUUAUUGCUCCCUUGUUCAAUGCCGACGGCUUUCGGCGUCGGUCAACUGGCGGAUUGAUAUUGUACCUCGUGCUCCAGCCCCUACUGCGCAUAUUGACAAAGUCAUCCACCUCUGCAGUGCAAUCUGUCCUACAUGUACUCUUCUUACCAACGCCGUUCAAGGGAAUUGCUCAAUCAUCUAGUGCUGGCACUCGAACCUCCGGUGGUGACACCGUGCAAGAGGUCUUGAAGGCCGGGGCGCUGUAUCGAGAGUGCGCAGUUGUCAAUAUCCGGAUACCCGUCCUGGAAAAUGCGUCGCCUAGCAGCGAUCAAGGGGACCCUAAGGAUACUGUGAUGGUUGACGAUCGGGAACUCGGUGGUGUCCACCUUGGUCAGGCAGUGUGGGAGGUUUUUGAGGCGGACUUAAAGGAAUGGGAGAAGCAGUCUGUGCCUUCCUCUGAGAAGCAAGGUACAGACAACGACAAACCCUCAGUAGAUACCCCAGACAACUAGUGCGCCAUUCUUUGUCGCUCAAGCUAGGGUAUCAGUGAUCCAAUCGCCUUUGCAGGUUUACAUACUUCAACCUCGCACAGUACUUGGUAGCUAGGAUUUUCGUGCACGGCACUCUGUAGCUAAGUCACGUU